Messenger RNA from Bicyclus anynana (squinting bush brown), 2167 nucleotides. RefSeq names its product pro-resilin-like. The record is from RefSeq and is a predicted model, not a curated record. The transcript has 7 exons. The coding region runs from base 52 to 1596 and encodes 514 amino acids. Gene Ontology annotation, cellular component: extracellular matrix. NCBI's taxonomy places the organism in Eukaryota, Metazoa, Arthropoda, Insecta, Lepidoptera, Nymphalidae.
GUUUUGGACAAGAUCUUACAAAUAUAUGAAAAUCCUGCUUUAAAAAAAGAAAUGACGAUGUUCAUCUUAAUUACUUUACUCGCAUACGCUGUGGCCGAGCCGCCAGUAGGGGACGGCUACGCAUCAAGAAGAUCAGGUCACGACCAUCACGGGUUUGAGAACCAAAGGUCUUUAUCACAAGAGUAUGGCGCGCCAGCAUUAGGAGCAAGAAGCAGCUACGCAUCAAAUGAAGCCAGAUCCUUUUCAUACGAUCAAUCCAGAUCAGCUCCUUCCCAAGAGUACGGGCCCCCAGAAUUCAGGUCAAUUUCUCAAAAUUAUGGACUUCCAAAUUCUAGAAAGGCCCUUUCUCAAGAUUAUAAGUCACCAAAUAACGUAAGAUCAAGCUUUACUCAAGAAUAUAGAUCAUCUAACGCAAGAACUGGACUUUCUCAAGAAUACGGAACACCUAAUACCAGGACUGGACUGUCUCAACAAUAUGGGGCACCAAAUGCUAGGUCAGGCAUAUCCCAAGAAUAUGGACUGCCAAACGCUAGAUCUAAUCUUAAUCAAGAGUAUGGACAACCGAAUUCCCGAAGCCUCUCUCAACAAUACGGUCCUCCUAAUCAACGCAAUGCUGGAGCAGAUUACGGUCGUUCACAAGACUACAGCAUAUCUACUGCACGUUUGUCUCAAGAUUAUGGAGUUCCACAAUUAAGAGGUGGUUCUAACAUCCCAUCAGAUUCAUACGGACAGCCUCUUCUUAGGUCAUCUCAAACUUUAGCAGAUUACAGUACACCUUCCGAAGAAUACGGUGCGCCAUCUCAGAGGAAUUUGGAUCAGGCUCCAUCACAGAAAUACGGGCAGCCUAAUUUUAGGAAUUCUCAGUCUUAUAGCCCUUCCCAAAGCCAGUCGUUAAGUAGAUUCAACAAAGGCUCUGCGUCUACCAGAUCUUUCCAAUCGUCUUUUGGUUCGAGAAGCCCAUCUCAAACUUAUGGCACUCCUCGAUCAUCGUAUUCAGUAUCCAGUGCAAGGAAUAUUGAUUCUUAUUCCCCAGCCUCAAAGUCUAUUUCCGCGACAUAUUUGCCAAGUCCCAAAGGUGUCUCUCAAUCUUAUGGAGCGCCUGAUGGACGAAGCUUGUUUACUGAAUACGACGCACCGGAUGCUAGAGGAUUUCAUACUAAUGCUUACGCUUCCUCAUUUGAGUCAGCGAGAUCAGCUCCAUCAACAAAACACGGUGCACCAUCAGUCCGCGACGCGAUGCCCUCAGAGCAGUACGGCGUCCCUGAGCAAUAUGACGCAUUAUCCAGUCAGGGUUACAGCUACGCCAGAAACGCUCUUGAUGAGUUGUUGAACCAGGAGCCAGCCAAUUACGACUUCGGGUAUAAGGUCAGUGACUACAGCAGCGGGAGUGACUUCGGCCACACGGAGUCCAGGCAGGAGAACAAGGCCGAGGGGUCAUAUUUUGUCGUCUUGCCUGAUGGCACUAAGCAGGUAGUGGAAUAUGAAGCCGACGAGCGAGGUUUCAAGCCAAGGAUCUCAGUGGAGUCAGCUGAGUCCAGACUAGGAUACGAUGACAACGCCGCCGACAUCGCUCGUGCAGCUGAUGGACCUUAUUAGAUGUAAACCAAUGGAUUGAUGGGACCUGCCCAAAAAUGUUUUCGUCUAAAUAUUUACCUGCUCUUUAUUUCACACAGAAUAAGGAAUAUGUUAUGUUGCCUUAGUACCUAACUCUAAACAAAUGUCUACGAAUAAUAGGAACUACGUGCACGUAAAUAUUUUUGACUAAGGUUUUGUCUGCUCCUCAAUCUCCUUCUGUUUGUUGCCAAAAGCUUUUAAGCUCGGGCUAUUUUUUCAAAAAUAAUAAAUAUUCGACUAGAAAAUAACCAAAAUCAUUUUUACCUUGCAUUCGUCACUUAACAUCAGAUGAGUUCGUUGUUAAUUUUUUUUAUAUAACAUACUCGUAAUUGCUAUCGAUUAUACUUAAGUAUUUCCUAACUAUGCCUUGGAGAUAUAUAUUGUAUUAAAUUAGUGCAGUUUAUUUCUUAUAAACUGCACGUUGCAGGUUUGUUUUAGACGAAAACAAGUGUAAAAGAAAUGUACCUAUUGAAUUAUUUAUUUAUUUUUGUAGCAAAUUAAAAAAAUAUAUAAAAAAAUGUACCUCAUAGUAUUUAAGUUGACCUAUGCUUUA